Molecule: messenger RNA, 4338 nt
Organism: Didymodactylos carnosus
Lineage: Eukaryota; Metazoa; Rotifera; Eurotatoria; Philodinida; Philodinidae
Source: the annotation of a GenBank genome assembly
GAAUCCAAAUAAAAUAAGCAGAAAAUUGUUCGAGGUCAGCAAAGUGGGGAAACCAUGCGGUUUCUCAGAAACAGUCGGUUUUUCACGUUUUUCUGUUUUUACAGUUUUCUGCUGUACAGUUGACGUUAAAAAUCUUUAAAGGUGAUAUUCUUGAUCAGCUCGACGUGCUCUAUCCAACCAUGUAUAAUUCGACCAGAUUCAUUUUAUCACUAACCUUUUGAAUUUCCCGCACCUUAGAAACUUACAUCAGCCUUAUAUAUAUCUAUAGAAGUUAAAUCGGUGACGGCGUCGAAGACAGAAGUCAACGCUCUCUCUAAGACGCUAGACAUGAAGACGCCAGAAGGAUCUAAUUUGGGUAAUUUGACUGAUAAAAUCUCUCGUUUUAUAAACUUGGAGAAAUGGAAGUCACAUAAGAUCGGGUCUCACUAUCAUUAAUGUUGUAUCCUCUAGAGUAGAGAUGUGAGGUCGCUAUUGAGCGGUCUUCUAAGUUAGAGAAACUUGAGGUUGUUGAACAGUAAACAUGAGUAUAGAGAUCAGGUAAUAGAUUUCGAUUACUUUAUCUUCAUCGCUAAUAUGAUCUCAUCUGCUUUUCUAAAAGGAAUACUACUACGGUGUUACAAUCGUCAGAAGAUGUGUGGUGAGAUGUGGAGAUUAAAUGUAACAUAAGUUGUUUGUAACUUAGUUUGCGUAACUUUAAUGUACAUUGAUUGUAUUGAAACUAUUUUGGACGAUUGUAUCGCCUUACAUUUAACUUACGCGCCCAGUGUAUCCUGACCCCAAUACAUGCAUGAAUCAACGAAUCGUAUUUGGUUGGCUCAGAAAUUACUUAACAACGGAUGGGAGCUACAUGAUUAAUAAAAGUUAUCAGACUCUUUUCGCGGUUUUUGCUAACAAAAAUUCGAGAAUCUGUUUUGUAGUUUUUCUCAAACUUUUUGACAGACUUGGGAAAACGAUCGUUCGAUCUUACUUGCUAGAUAAUAUAGAAAGACUUUUGUAGAACAAAUUGAAGUGGGAUGUUUUUGGACUGUAAGUCACCGAUCGAAUUGUCUGUAAGUCACCGAUCGAAUUGUCAAAAAAUUGCAGCCAGUAGCUGAGCCGGCAAAGAAUUGUUCGGGCUGACACAAUGACGCUCAUUCAUUGAUUUUUGUUGAAAACUGUGCAAAAUUAUCAGUUCCAGGAUUGAUUUGCUUCUGGUUACUACGAACCUAUGGAAUUUUUUUGAGUUGCUAGAAACGCAGAGUACAUGUUUCUGUACAAAUAAGGUGUUAGCGAGCUCUGUGUGGGUUUUGUUUAUCAUUGUAUACUCAUUUAGUAACAAACUCCCAAUCGAGUUCAGGUCCAGGCCACAAUGUACGCCUACUGUUCUUUUUUCAUUCGUAAUUGUCCUUUUUCUUCAGAUUAAUCAUCGAAGAAAAAAUGAAGGGUCGUCAUGGAGGAUAUUCGGACGACGAAAAUAAUGAUACAACAACAACAAAACGAUCAUCUCAUCGUCAUAAACACCAUCAUCAUCAAUCAAAUAAUAAUCACAACAAUGACAAAUUCGAUAAUCAGAAACGUCCAAAAGUUGAAAGCGCGGAAGAUGAUGAUUUUGAAGGUAAACUACAAUCAUUAAUAUUUAAUCUUGGAGAGAAGAUAACACCAUCGUUAGAUCAAGCAUUAAGAGAUUUAUCAAUUGUAUUGUGUAACAAUCUAACAAAACAUAAGAAAACCAUAUUUAAUUUAUUAAAUCAAUGUAUUGCCCUAUUACCCGAACGCAUAACAAUCUAUACGUCAUUAAUUGGUUUACUACAUGCAGCGAUAAUUACAUUUGGUCAAGAAUUUAUCGAUCUAUGUGUCAGUACAUUAAAAGAUCAUUUACAACAAUAUAAAUUUGAAUUAGCACAACGUUAUGUUCAAUUUUUAUCGGAUUUAGUCAAUGUUCGAUUAGUAAGUACACAAUCAAUAUUACAAUUGUAUGAAAAUUUUAUUCAGACAACAUGUGAAACAGACGUGCUACAAGUGCGAACAGAUUUUUAUAUAUCAUGUGUCCUAGUUUCAUUACCCUUUAAUGGAAAAAUGUUGAGCGAAAAACAGAGUGUUGAGUUAAAUCGUCUUUUGUAUAUGAUCAAUAAAUAUGUUAAUAAACGUUCAAAAAUUCAUGUACCAAUCUUACAAGUUUGGACAUCUAUUGAGCCACAUCCACAAGAAGAAUAUUUAGACUGUUUAUGGAAUCAAAUAAAACGUUUAAAUCAAGAUGAUUGGAAUGAAUCACAAAUCUAUCGACCAUAUCAAACAUUCAAUGAUACAUUAUUUGAUUCAGUUGAUCAACAAGUUGUAAUCACUCACGAUUUACCAAAUCUAUUUAUACCACCGCAUCAAGAUUACACUAUUUAUCCAUUACCAAAAAUUGUUUUUCGUAUGUUCGAUUAUACUGAUGUACCAGAACAAUAUGUAUUACCCGGUGCUCAUUCAAUUGAACGGUAUCUUGUAGAAGAAGAGAUAGCCAAUAUUAUUCAUACAUAUCAUAUCGAACGUAAAGAUUGUGCCAUACAUUUAACACAGAUAAAAACAAAAAAUAAAAUACCAUUAAAUUAUAUGAUCAUUGAAGUAAUAUUUGGUCACUUAUUUAUGCUUCCACGUGCACCACAUCUAGAAUUAUUUUAUGGUUCAUUAUUGUUAGAAUUAUGUAAAUUACAACCGAGUACAUUACCACCGGUAUUAGCUCAAGCUGUUGAAAUGUUGUUCGAACGUUUACAUUCAAUGAAAGCUUGUUGUAUUGAACGUUUUGCAAAAUGGUUUGCUUAUCAUUUAUCGAAUUUUCAAUUUACAUGGGCAUGGCAAGAUUGGAUCGAUUGUUUAGAAGAUAAUCCAGAAUCACCAAAAAUUAAAUUUAUUCGUGAAACAUUUCAGAAAUGUAUGAGAUUAUCAUUUCAUCAACGUGUUAUUGAUUUUGUACCUGAACCAUUUUAUAAAAUACCUUACUGUGUCAAAGAUCAAAGUAAAGAAUUUUUUUCGGAGACGAUUUGUAAAUUUAUCUUAUAUCCAUUGAAAAGAAACGAAUGUGUGCAUUCAGUCGUACCAAAUAAGCCAUCUCCCAUAUUCAAAUAUGAAGAAAGUGAUCGGCCAAUAGUCGGUUCUGAUUUUGCUCAAAUAAUAAUAAAAAAGAUUAAAGAUCGUGUAACACCCGAAGAAUUAUUAUGUGAAUUAAACAAAAUUCCAAAUGCCAAAGAUGAACAAUUAAUAUUAUCGUCAGCAUCAACAAUCAUGAGAACUAUUGGCAGUAGUAGUUCAAUAACAACUAAUAAUACCAUUUAUAAUCCAUUACAAAUUGAUCUUUUUGUAUCAUCACUAUUAUGGGUCGGUUCAAAAUCAUUUACUCAUUCAUUUGCCGCAUUAGCAAAAUAUCAUCAAUUAUUUAAAAUUCUAAUUGAAACUGAAGAACAACAAAUUCAAGUAUUAAAAUCAAUGUUUGAUGUAUGGUCAAAUCAUCAACAGAUGAUGGUUAUGCUAGUUGACAAAAUGAUUAAAACACAGAUAAUUGAAUGUUCAUCAGUUACUAACUGGAUGUUUUCUCGAGAAAUUGCACAAGAUCUGACCAAUUUUUAUAUAUGGGAAAUAUUAUCAUCGACUAUUGAUAAAAUGAAUCGUCAAGUUGAGAAAUAUUAUAAUGAACUGAUAGAUUUGAGUCGACAAAUACAUUUAACAGUGACAACAAUACCUGUCACUAGUUCAUCGUCAAUUUUGAUAACAAAUAAUAACAAUACGGAGAAUAAUAAUCACGAUCAAAAUGAAAAUAAAACGUUAAUAGAUGACAUCGUUAAACAAGAAGAAAAAAUGGAUGAAGAUGACAAUGAGCAAGUAAAAAUAAAAGAAGAACAAACAUCAACUAAUGUAUCAAAUACAAAUAAACAGUUGAAACGUCGACUUUCAUCGGAUGAUGAGGGAAAUAAUGAUGAUGAAAUGAAUGAAAAUAGUAAACAAACUAAGAUAAAUACAAUAGACAUUGAUAAAGAACAACGUUAUGGUAUUGGUGAAGUAAAAUCAGAAUUACAUGAAAAAUAUGAUAUUAUCGAAGAACGAUAUCAACAUGGAUGUGAUCAACAGAAAAAAUUGUAUUUAAUUAUAUUUCAACGUUUCAUCAUGAGUUUAAGUGAUUAUUUGAAUGAGUGUGAAAAUAAAAAUAUUGAUCAUAAUACACCGUGGUUCAAAUGGAUCAUCGAACGUUUACAAGAUAUAUUUUUAUCAUAUCAUGAACAAGUAUUUCAAUAUGUGUCAACAUUUGAAAGUUUAAUAUUUACAAGUGAUAUUGAUUUUUGUAUAUUAGAAGUAUUUCAACAAUUUUGUGCAUUAAGAAGUUAA